AUUUGUUAUCGUGACGUCUUAGUAACAUGUCGUUCAGUCCUACAAUGCAUUUUGAAUAAUAUCAUUUUUUACCCGGGGACGUGGCAGACUAUAUUCAAAAUUCAUAAGGAUUUAAGUGACAAAAUAUAUAUUUGUCUAACAUUUACAUAAUUGUGUAGGGCAAACAAGACUUUAAAGACACGGAAUGUUGUUAAUUUAACAGGAUUUAUGAUGUUUUCGCUGAAACGGAUGUCUCCCAGGUGUUGUAUCCAUGUAAAAUUAUAUUGAAUCGCAUGUAUGAAUUUUACAUUCAUGUAAAACAUCACAGACAAUUAAUCAGGUUAUGUUAAGCUCUCUGUAGCGUGCUUAGAAAAUCAUCGGUAAAAACUAUAUGACGUCAUCAAAUUUUAAUUGACAAAUGGCGUCAAAAGAAAACGAACAUUACUGGCGACUUUAUUUUUACCUGAAUAGCGGAGUUUCCGUUUUGUCAAGGGACAUAAUUGAAAGCAAAUCGGAUGGACUUGGGCAAGAUUUGAGCUCUCUCUUGAGGAAAAAUGAAGGAAAAAUUAGAAAAAAUUCUAGCUUAAAUGAUACUGACUUAGGUGUAUUAUUUCCUGAUGAUGGCGAAACAAAUAUGCUAAAAUGGAAUGCAAAUCUGUACCUGUGUGUAAUACCUGCAAUAUUUCGAGACUUGUUGAAACCGAAUGACAGGAUAAAAUUGAGACUUCUUCAAAAUGCUCUCAAAGAUCUGUGGGACAUGCAAGACGACACCACAUUAGACAAUCUAAGAUAUGAACAACACGUUCAAAACCUUGAGGGAGCAUUUCUCGUUCUUGCAUUUAAUGAAGAUUUGACGAUGAAAAUGGUAGAAAUGAAGAAAGUCUAUAUAGAUCAGCCACUAGAUUUUUUUCGUUUAGUAAGGGAUACGGCGAAAAUGGAUUUUCCUAGCGGUUUAGAAGAAAAAGUUGCAGAAUUUCUGAAACAGAUUCCUUCAAGAAAAGAAAUCAGAAGUGCCGUCUCCGAAAGAUUUGAAAACUCAAACGAUUCGGGAUGUAUUAUUUAUGAAAGACGUCCUACACACUUAGGUGCCGGAGCUUCAAGCAGAGAUGUAGCAAAUUCAAGCGAUGAAACAGGUACUGUUCCCAUCUCAGAAGAGGAGAAGGAUGCGUUUGAUGAAAUAGUACGAAGAGCUACUAAACCACAGACUGACAAAGAAAGAAGAAGUUGGUCACAAGAAUGGCAGAAAGUAGAUAUAGAAAGUAGUCACAAACAACAAGAUUUCGAAAAACUUGUAACAGAAAACUUAGAAAAGUGGAAACAGGAGCCUGUAAAUAUUGCUGUUAUAGGUCGAUCAGGAGCUGGGAAAUCACGCUUAAUCAAUGCCAUUAGGGGAUGUACAUCUAAGGAUGACCAACUAUACGCAAAUGUUGGUACAACCGAAACCACACUUGAGGUGAAAAGGUACCCUCAUCCACAUAAUCCGUUAUUAGUAUUUUGGGAUCUCCCAGGAAUUGGAACAAAGAAAUUUCCGAGGAAGGAUUUCAUUGAAAAUAAGAAAAUUGCCUUUUUUUCGUAUGACGUUUACUUAAUUGUAUGCGCUGACAGGUUUACGGAGGAUGAAGAAACAUUUGCGGAGAUACUCGAAAAGUCAGGCAAAACAUUUCUUUUCGUGAGAACCAAAGCCGAUGUGAAUGAAGAUGAGUUCGAAAAUUUUGAAAUGGAAUUGGGCAAAAUACGUAAAGAUUGUGUAGAAAAUCUCUGUUCGAGGAAAAUAAAAGACAAAGACGUUUUUUUAAUUUCAAGUAAGUUUGUUGACCAUAAGCUAUUAGAUUUCGGCAAAUUAGUUGAAAGGCUUGUUGGUUCUUUGCCUGACUUGAAGAAGGAAGCGAUAUUGAACUCCCUGCAAUUUCACACUAAAACUCUUCUCAAGGAAAAACGAGCUGAAUUGGAAUCAAGGUUGUUUCGAGCUAGCGUGAUGUCUGCUUUUUGUGGUGCAUGGCCUGUUCCAACAAUGUCUUUUUCUGUCGACUUUGAUAUCAUCUCCAAGGAACUUGUUGCAUAUCGACAAAAUUUAUGCAUUACUGUAAAGUAUCUUGAGGACAUAGCAAACAAGACAGAGAUAUCUGUUGACGAUCUGAAAACUAAAUACUCACUAAAAUCUUUCACUUUAUACAAUUGUAUGGAAGAAGAGGGCGGUUUGUUUUCAAAAUUCGCUAAACUUAUACCAACCUUCGCGUCGAUUGCAAUGUCAAAAGGUGGGUCGACGAUUAUACCUAUACCCUUUAUUGGAUCAUUAGCAUCAGCAGGACUGUCGUUUUACACAACGUAUAGGUUCCUGGCAUCAGCCCUUGACGACAUGGUUCAGGAUUCUGAAACACUGCUAGAUAUUCUACUGGAAAGAACUGGCAAAAGAAUAUUACACACUAAAUGACUAACUAACUAGGGGAUUUUUGAGACUAUAUGAACAAUAAAUACAUUAUUUAUGAUAUAAAGGUUAUUAUGUCCAAACGAUUAUAUCAAGUAUACUUUGAAGUGGGUAUAGCUGGAUACCGAAAAAAUAAGUUGUUUUCACGAAAAUAAGAUCGCUGCUACGGAAAUAAGAUUUAUGUUUAUAUAGUGUAUUUAUCUGUUAUGAUAAUUAUGUUUAUUGUCUAUUUAUGCUUUGUUUGAAUCAUUUUACAGCGAAUUAAAUAUUCUGAACAAAAAAAAUAAUUAUCUUAAUAAGGAAUAUACUGUAUGCUUUCUUUGACUGAUUUAACAGUAAACAAGAUGUUCAGAAAUAAAAGAAAAAUAAAAAAAGCUUAGUUUGUGCCAAAAAUAAAUCACACGGAAAUAGCUGAAAUCGCUGUGAAAAGCGAAAAUAAGGUAGGUUUUCAGUUUGUUUUUAUAAAGGAAUUUGAAAUAUGAAGGUUUGCAUAAACAUGCUAUAUAUGAUAUUGUUAUAAAGGUUUUACAAAUAUAUUUGCA
This is a messenger RNA of Ruditapes philippinarum (Manila clam), 2946 nucleotides long. RefSeq names its product interferon-gamma-inducible GTPase 10-like. Lineage: Eukaryota; Metazoa; Mollusca; Bivalvia; Venerida; Veneridae. Gene Ontology annotation, cellular component: membrane. Gene Ontology annotation, molecular function: GTP binding; GTPase activity. The transcript has 5 exons. The coding region runs from base 398 to 2410 and encodes 670 amino acids. The record is from RefSeq and is a predicted model, not a curated record.